Trichomonas vaginalis G3 is the source of this 864-nucleotide messenger RNA. Its product is annotated as EP4 subtype prostaglandin E2 receptor binding. The coding region runs from base 1 to 864 and encodes 287 amino acids. The transcript has a single exon. Gene Ontology annotation, molecular function: protein binding. The record is from RefSeq and is a predicted model, not a curated record. NCBI's taxonomy places the organism in Eukaryota, Parabasalia, Trichomonadida, Trichomonadidae.
AUGAGUGGCGGUCUUACUGUUGAUCUUGACUAUUUUGCUAAAAAUAUUCAAACAUUCAUUGAUCAAGACAACUUUUAUGAUGUCGUUGAAAAAGAAGACAUCCCAAAAGUUUUAGAGAAAACAAAUCUAGAUUCAACUACCUUCAAAACUCUCCUUUCGCAGGGUAAAUCAAAAUAUAAUUCAUCCAAACUAUAUAACAUUGUUCGAAAGUGCGCUGUUUCUAUAAGUUCAUUUGAAGAUGCACUUAACGUUCUCAAAACUUACAAAGAUAUUCUUAAACUUAAAUCAUCUGGUAGCUUAAUUGACUUUUUAUAUAAAUACAAGACGGAAUGCAUUACGAAUUCUCAAGAAGUUUCGAAUUUCCAAACCGAAAUUCGAAAUCUCAAAAAUAAGAAUGAUCAAUUAGAAAAUGAAAUCUUAACACUCAAAAAUGAUAAUGACAAAUUACGUCAAUCAAUCAGUGAAUUUGCAAAAAUUUCUGAAUUACGUUCUAAUUCUAAUUUUGAUACAGUUUACAAUUUCCUUAAACAACUUUCAGAUGAAGGCGAUAAACUGAAAAUGUCAAUUUCGUGUGCAGUUGGAUUAAGUGAAAAGAGAAAUAGAUUUGGAUCCACUCCACUUCUUUAUGCAUGUUAUAAAGGAGAUCUUGAAUUGACAAAGUCUCUUAUUGAAGGAGGUUGUGACAAAGAUGCAGUUAAUAAAGGCGGAAAUAAUUGUUUGCUUAUAGCAUCAUUAAAUGGACAUCUUGAAAUUGUGAAAUAUUUAAUUGAAAUUGGUAUUGACAAAAAUUGGCAAAUAACUAAAGGAUAUAAUGCAAUUCUUUUGGCAUCACAAAAGGUCAUCUUGAAACAGUUAAAUAUUUGA